Diospyros lotus (date-plum) is the source of this 516-nucleotide messenger RNA. RefSeq lists its product as uncharacterized. The record is from RefSeq and is a predicted model, not a curated record. The transcript has a single exon. The coding region runs from base 1 to 516 and encodes 171 amino acids. Lineage: Eukaryota; Viridiplantae; Streptophyta; Magnoliopsida; Ericales; Ebenaceae.
AUGCAAGCUGCCAUGACUCCUGCCAAUACUCUCACCAUGGAUAGCCAAACCUUGCAAAUCACACAACACAAGUUGAACGGCAUAAACUUUAGGGAAUGGUUUCAGUCUGUGACUUUGGUAAUCAAAGGCAAAGGGAAAUUCAACUGUCUCACUGGGAUUGUCCCAACUCCUCUAGAAGAGUCCGUAGAAUACCAACUAUGGGAGGUAGAGAAUUCUAUUCCCAUGGCUUGGUUGAUCAACUCAAUGGAACCUAAGAUAGGCCGAACCUAUCUGUUCUAUAAGACUGCAAAGGAGGUAUGGGAUGCAGUCCAAGAACUAUACUCUGAUCUCAAAAACACAGCCCAGUGUUUUGAGAUCAAAGUAGUCAUUAGGACUACAAAACAAAGUGGUCUUAGUGUCACUGAAUACUACAACAACCUAGUAGAACUAUUGCAAGAGAUGGAUUUGUUUUAUGAUCCAAAAUGGGAAUGCUCAAGUGACAGCCAGAAGUAUAACAGGAUGUUUGAGAAGUCUUAG